AUGACGCUGGGUGCCUUCGUGGGUUCAUGCUCUGCAGGACCGAUCGCAACCUAUAUUGGCCGGAAGACCUCGUUGUAUGUUGCGGUUGUCUUGAUCUACGUCGCCAAUAUUGUUAUGAUGAGUACCGACACCAUUGCCGGUCUUUACGCUGGGCGGUUGAUCAUUGGGCUUGGAAACGGAUUCUUGAUGACUUUUUCGCAGCUAUACAUCCAGGAGUGCUCUCCCGCCCGCUACCGUGCCCUCAUGCUAGGCGCAUUUCAAUUCUGGACCUCCUUCGGCGCCCUCCUGGGGACGAUCAUCGACAACUUCACAGCCAAGAUAGAAGGCAAGAAUAGUUAUAUCAUUCCACUGGGACUCAUAUUCGUUGUUCCUGCAUUUCUGUGCGCUGGAAUGUUCUUCAUACCGGAGUCUCCCCGCUGGCUGCUCCAGCACAGCAAGGUUGAAGAGGCACGACAAGCACUUAUCUGGCUCAGACCGGACCAGGAAACCGUUGAGAAGGAGAUGCAAGAUAUCCAGAAUGCAAUCGAACUGGAAAAUGAUCUGGCCAAUGGCGUGUCAGUUUGGGAUAUGUUUGCUAAACCCGUCGAUCGACGCCGGACGAUAUUGGCCGUGGCGGCUGUGAGCACACAGGCUGCUUCUGGAGCUAUGUACAUGAUUGCUUACGGAACCUAUUUCUUCGAAAUGGCCAAUGUCGGCAAUGCCUUCGAAAACAGCUGUAUUCUCACCGCGCUGGGCGUGGUGGCCAUCAUGAUCAAUAUUGCCGUUGUCACCCGUAUUGGACGCCGUCGACUCUUCUUGACAGUUGGGCUAACACUUUGUGGCUUCAGCCAGCUUAUCGUUGCAAUUGUCUACACUGUUGACCCAGGCACCCAGGGAACCGGUAAAGCAAUUGUUGGCCUGUCUGUUAUGUUCAUUUUCGCAUACAACGGCAUGGUGUCAACUUACGCUUGGGUUUCGGGUGGAGAGCUUCCGUCUCAGCGACUGAGAUCUUAUACAUUCGGCUUUGCUGCGGCGGUUGGAUUCUUGGGCGCGUGGUUGACGACUUUCACUGCACCUUAUUUCAUUAAUCCAGACUCUCUGAACUGGGGUCCAAAAUACGGAUAUAUUUGGUUCCCGUCCUGCCUCAUUGCCGCCACCUUCAUCUUCUUCUUCCUUCCCGAGGUGAAGGGUCGUACGCUCGAGGAGAUUGACGAAAUGUUUGAACAACGACUUCCUGCCUGGAAGUUCUCGUCCUACCAGUGCGUCGGCCUAACAGCUCUCGAAGAGACGCUCAAGGGUUCGGGAAUACUGGCUGGAGGUGAGCUUGAUGGUGAAGCUGCUAGACCUUCUGGGGAUUCGGAGAAGGCAACUACCGAGAAUAUUGAGAACAAAGCUUGA
This is a messenger RNA of Penicillium canariense, 1377 nucleotides long. RefSeq names its product Maltose permease. The transcript is spliced from 7 exons. Lineage: Eukaryota; Fungi; Ascomycota; Eurotiomycetes; Eurotiales; Aspergillaceae. Gene Ontology annotation, biological process: transmembrane transport; carbohydrate transport. Gene Ontology annotation, cellular component: membrane. The record is from RefSeq and is a predicted model, not a curated record. The coding region runs from base 1 to 1377 and encodes 458 amino acids. Gene Ontology annotation, molecular function: carbohydrate:proton symporter activity.